CAGGGAAACACAUGGGACGAAAAUCAUGAUGACAAAAAUUCAAAACAAACAAUAAGCAGGUCCUACUGCAACAGAAUUAAUUGAGCAAGUACUCGAGUCAGCAAUUUGAAGUUUAUUUGAGCACACGAGGAAGUGAAACAAUGAAGAGCUGAAAAGAGGAAACAAGUCUCAUCUCAAAAUCACUGAUCACCUCUGUGUAUUGGGGCGGACUUUUCUCCCUAAAAAAAUCUAUCAAUCAUGCCCUCUUCAACGCAGCCUCCAGCUUUAUUGCUGUGGCACCAGCGACCUGCGGUCCGAUUUUUCUUGCUCGGCCUGUCCAAGGUGGCCGCUGGGUGGCACAUGCUCAGCGUGUUGUACCUGGCGCCAAGACCGGAGACCUUUGGAGGACGGUUCUGGUGCGCCCGACCUCAGCCUGCCCUCACCAGCUAUAAAUCUGGCAGUCCUUUGGAUGACCCUUGUCAGGGUAACGUUGCUGUUCAUUAUUUGAACGGGUCCAACGCUAGUUUUGAAUACUUCAGUGAAUGCAAAGAGUUUCACUUUGAGAUUAUCAAACCCACAAUGGUGUCUGAGUGGUCUCUUGUGUGCAGCAGAGAUUUCCUAGUGAAUGUCGUCCAACUCGGAUACCUGUUGGGGAUCUUUGCUGGUGGAUUUGCAACUGCUUCUCUUCAGCAAAGAUUUUCACCUAGGAUACUUUUUGUUGUGGCUGUAUUGCUGCAAGUGCUUGCUGGUGUCGGAUCAGCCCUUGUGCCAACCUUCGAGAUGCACUUUGUCCUGAAGAUGUUCACCGGCCUGGGAGUUUGCAUUACCUUCACUGUUGCUUUCAACUCAAUAAGCCAACAACAUUCUCGAUUUGGGCCCGAUGAGUUAUUGGGAGUUAUGUUCGAGCACUGGUGGUCUGUCGGAGUGAUUUCCUUGGGUUGGCUGCACCAACUGGCCCCUUCGUGGCGAGUCCUCCAGCUCAUGAUUUCACUGCCAUCCCUACUUUUGCUUCUCACAUAUUGGGUUCUUCCACAAAAAUCCAACCUAUGUUCAUUACUUGGUACUGAAGAGACCGAAGUACUCACAUAUAAUAAGCAAAGCAAAAAAGUGAUUUCGUUUGUUUGGUGGCAUUAUUGGUGCCUGCAGGUCAUGUGGUUGGUCACCAUUUUCAAUUACUACGGCGCCUUGUUGAACCUGAAAAAUGUCAGUGCGAAGAUUCCACUGCCUGUGAGAACAACUCUAGCUGGUGUCGCCGAAAUGCUUGGAGCAACUGUUGGUCUCUUCAUUCUACUGCAACGCGGAAAAUCGCAGUUCAACUUUUUGAGUGUCCUUCUUUUUGCUGGUGGAAGUUCCUGUGUGCUAACAUGGCCCUUUCUGCUUAAAGGAAUUGGCAGCGAUUGGACAAUUUUGGUUAUGGUGCUUGCCGGGAGAGUGGCCAUCGCUUGCUCCAUGGCCAUUCUGCAAAACGGAGUGUCCGUUGACCCUGAGGUUGGACUUGUGCUGCUCUCGUCAGGACGUCUGUUCCUUCAGGCAGCACCCUUCUCCAACUCUAUGUUUGCAAAAUGGGGCCGACUGCCGGCUUCCAGUUUCUACGGCAUGCUGUGCCUGGUGGCUGCCAUUUCUGCCCUGCUGAUGGCCAAAAGCACCGAGUGGAGGAGCUGUCAGCCCACACACCGCCGAAUGCCAAAUUGUGUUCUAGCCACAAAUCUGAGCAGCAAGAAUUUUUGUGAGAGGUGCUCAUCUGCAAAGGAUUCGCUGCAAAAUGUACCAUUUUCUCAAGAGACCUGAUGCUUUCUGAACUGGCAAGGUAGGAAACCAGUCACUGUAAUAAGCAUGCUGCAUGCCACCGUUAUUUGUAAUUUUCUUAUUAUUCAAUGGAGCGUUAAAAAAAGCCUCUUGUUGAUGUUAUAAUUAUUAUAUUUAAUUAUUUAUUCUCCAUUCAAAUACACAUCUUACAUCAAGUCAAUUCAUAUUUAUUAAUUUUAUUUUGGCCUGAAAGCUUCCAGAAUAAAUUGAAAAAAACCCAUUAUAUUCAAUUAUCUUGACUUUA
Molecule: messenger RNA, 2029 nt
Organism: Neocloeon triangulifer
Lineage: Eukaryota; Metazoa; Arthropoda; Insecta; Ephemeroptera; Baetidae
Product: organic cation transporter-like protein
Exons: 11
Coding region: 238-1767 (509 amino acids)
Source: RefSeq, a predicted model, not a curated record